This is a messenger RNA of Thermothelomyces thermophilus ATCC 42464, 1422 nucleotides long. RefSeq lists its product as uncharacterized. Lineage: Eukaryota; Fungi; Ascomycota; Sordariomycetes; Sordariales; Chaetomiaceae. Gene Ontology annotation, molecular function: G-protein beta/gamma-subunit complex binding; GTP binding; GTPase activity. The record is from RefSeq and is a predicted model, not a curated record. The transcript is spliced from 6 exons. Bases 152 to 1219 code for a protein of 355 amino acids. Gene Ontology annotation, biological process: adenylate cyclase-activating G protein-coupled receptor signaling pathway. Gene Ontology annotation, cellular component: heterotrimeric G-protein complex.
UACAACGCCUUUCUUUUCUGACUUCACCAGCAUCUCCAAGAGGGAUUCCACUUUAGCGAGCAACAGUUACGCCAGAUCUAUCACAAACUACUGCCGCCGCUGCUUCACAUCUGAGGAAGACAUCGUUUCGCAGAUAAAAUUGAUGGUCGCCAUGGGAACAUGCAUGAGUACUAGUGGGGAGGAGUCGGAGCAGAGGAAGCGGAGUAACAAGAUUGAUAAGGAGCUCGAGGAGGACUCAAAAAGGUUGCGGAAGGAAUGCAAGAUCUUAUUGCUCGGCUCGGGCGAGAGUGGAAAGUCAACGAUCGUGAAGCAGAUGAAAAUCAUCCACCUAAAGGGCUACUCACAAGAUGAGCUCGCUAGCUACCGCCCGACUGUGUACAAAAACCUACUCGAGUGUGCAAAGGCGCUCUGCGGCGCCAUGCGACAGUUCGAGAUCGAGCCAGUGCUGGAAGAAAACAAGGAGUACUGCGACUUCCUCCUCGAUUACUCGCUUGACGCAAACCCACAGUCCAGGAUCGACCCAAAAGUGGGCGUUGCCGUCCAAUCAGUGUGGAACGAUCCAGCCAGGGAACAGCUCAUGGAGAGGCAAACCGAGUUCUACCUCAUGGACUCGGCCGAAUACUUCUUCCAAGAGGCGCAUAGGAUCGUGUCGCCGAACUACCUCCCGGUCGAAAUGGACGUGCUACGAGCACGAACCAAAACAACCGGUAUCUAUGAGACAAGGUUCAAGAUGGGGCAAUUAAGCAUUCACAUGUUCGAUGUCGGCGGGCAACGGAGCGAACGCAAGAAGUGGAUUCACUGCUUCGAGAACGUGACAUCUAUCAUCUUCUGCGUUGCCCUGAGCGAGUACGACCAGGUACUACUCGAAGAGAGCAGCCAGAAUCGCAUGAUGGAGAGUCUGUUGUUGUUCGACUCGGUCGUAAACUCUCGGUGGUUCAUGAGGACAAGUAUCAUCUUGUUUCUCAAUAAAGUGGACAUCUUCAAGCAGAAGCUCGGACGCUCGCCGUUGGGAAACUACUUCCCAGACUAUUCUGGCGGGAACGACGUCAACAAGGCGGCCAAAUACCUCCUCUGGAGGUUCAACCAAGUUAACCGAGCGCAUCUGAACCUCUAUCCACAUCUGACGCAAGCCACCGACACAUCCAACAUUCGCCUCGUGUUCGCGGCAGUAAAGGAGACCAUCUUGAACAACGCCCUCAAGGACUCAGGCAUUCUCUGACAAAUAAUGCAAUAUACCCAAGUUCAUUUAUUCGAUACUCCCCGCCCCCAAACCUCCUCCUCCUCCUCCUCCUCCUCCUCUUCUUCUUCUUCUUACCGACGACCCCCCCGCCCCCCAACCUAAUCUCGAAUUGGGAAACUACGGAACCUACAUUCUAGCGGCCUUCUUUUACCUGUCUGGAGCGAUUUUGGGAGCUGGUGAUA